GAAGGGACAGAAACUGGAGGAAUGGACACAGGGAACAUGGGGUGGAAAUGGGGAGCAUGCUGUCACAUUGUAGGGAUUGCAGCUAGUGUCACAAAACAAUAUGUGUAUAAAUUUUUGAAUGAGAAAUUAACUUGAGCUGUAAACUUUCAUGUAAAGUGCACACAAAAACACAGAAAAGAAUGAAAAUUACUACCCCCCCCCCCCAAAAAAGGAGAAUCAUUCUUUAUUAACUCGCAAGAGAAAUGGUUCGUUUGCACUGCUUAAGUAAACUCAAACUACAUAUCCCAGGCAGCGCUGCAAGUUAGGCACGUGGGCUAUUCUUUUCCCCUCUGUAAACAACCAAUGAAAGGUAACGUUUGCAAAGGUUUAGGAUGACGUCUGGCUGUAUUGACUCUGGCCAGCCUUAAAUCUGCUUAUUGCCGUUUGGAACGUGCAGCUCAACCUGCAAUCAGAUUUAAAGAGGCUUUUUCUGUUAAUUCGCAGCUCAUUGUGCUUCUUGUUUCAGAGGGAGGAAAAGCUGAGUUAAUCGUCUCAAUGGACGCAAUACUGAAUUACAGUUCGGAAAAUAAUGAAGAUUACUACACGUUACUGGGAUGCGAUGAACUGUCUUCGGUUGAACAAAUCCUGGCAGAAUUUAAGAUCAGAGCCCUGGAAUGCCAUCCUGACAAGCAUCCUGAAAACUCCAAAGCUGUGGAGACUUUCCAGAAACUGCAGAAGGCAAAAGAGGUUCUGACAAAUGAAGAGAGUCGAGCCCGCUAUGACCAUUGGCGAAGGAGCCAGGUGUCAAUGCCCUUCCAGCAGUGGGAAGCUUUGAGUGACUCAGUGAAAACGUCAAUGCAUUGGGCUGUCAGAGGUAAAAAAGACCUGAUGCUGGAAGAAUCCGAUCAUACUCAUACCAACAAGAUUGAAAACGAGGACCGGAACGAGCAAAGAGAAAUAAACAAAGAGGAGAUGGGUUCAAACACAGAGAAAACAGAGGAAAAAGACUCAGAAUCCCUGGAGAAGUCAUUCUCCCCACAAAAUCCAGAUUCCCCAGGUUUUUCAGACGUGAACUGCUGGCACUUUCGUUUCCGCUGGUCUGGAGAUGCUCCCUCGGAACUCCUGAGGAAGUUUAGAAACUAUGAAAUAUGAAACAUCCCUGCACCAUGGAAGAUGGAGGGAGUGGACCAUCCUCUAGGCUGACAAUAUACAGUCUCUGUUCAUACCUAAAACUGUCAUGUUGAUACAUCCUGUUUGUGAAUUGUUUAGCACCAAUUGAUUUCUCCAUUCAUGAAAUCAUUCUCACAAUGUAUUUUUUAAAUGAGAAAACUUUCAGAAGAAUAGUUUCUUUCAGUAUUUGCAUAUAGUAAGACUCUUAGAUCCAGAGUGGAUUGUGUUAUGUGUUUUCCCCUGAAUGUUAUUUAUUGAGAUCCAUUUAAAAAUUGAUUUCUAUAUUUAAAUGUUCAUUGGUAUAUCAUAAUCUCUAUUAGUGCUGGAUGAAUAAGAAAUGUUUUCUCUUGACUUCAAAUGAAAUGUGAAUUUACUUGUCUAAAUCCCAUGAAGUGAAAUAAAUCAUUU
Molecule: messenger RNA, 1557 nt
Organism: Loxodonta africana (African savanna elephant)
Lineage: Eukaryota; Metazoa; Chordata; Mammalia; Proboscidea; Elephantidae
Gene: DNAJC12
Product: DnaJ heat shock protein family (Hsp40) member C12
Exons: 5
Coding region: 535-1131 (198 amino acids)
Cellular component (GO): cytoplasm
Source: RefSeq, a predicted model, not a curated record